AUGGGGGCCCUCCCGGACAGUGCUCUAAGCUACUAUGCAAAGAAUCCGGAGGCAACGUUUACUGAAUACCUGGCCGAGGUCAUGGCCGGCCUCUCCCAGGUGAAAUUCACGGAUUCGCUCCGUGGACAAGAUAACCUCAUUGUCCCGCUGGUUCAAAUCGAGUCGGCAACCAAUCUGGCUCCCCACGGACUGGGUGGUAAUUGGAUAUUACAAGUGUCCGAAACCACGGUUCUGAAAGUCGGCUGGAGAGUUACCAUGCCUGAAGCGGAAGCAUUGAUCCUCCUCGCCGCGAAAACAAUUGUGCCAGUGCCAACGGUCCUCAGUGCGUACAUGAUAGGGGAUGUAGGCUUCAUUCUCAUGACCAAGAUCGAGGGCGGAUUGCUUGCCUCGUGCUUGGACACCAUGUCUCGUGAGGAACUGCAGGGUAUUGCACGUCAAUUGAAGUCCUAUAUUCUCGAAUGGCGGGAGCUGCGCAGUUCCUUCUUGGGCACGGUGACGGGCGGGCCGUGUCAGGAUAUUCUCUUCAGGCACCCAUGGGACUACAAGUCUACCAAACAGUAUGGACCUUUCCAUUUCUUCACGCAGUACAGAUAUGCUGUUGUGGAAGCCCUCCGGCUGUCAAGACCUGAAGGGGUCUGGUAUGAGAAAGAGGAGAAGCUCAAGGAGAGGAUUCUGUCUUUUGGUGAUGAGAGAACUACUCCUAUUCUAGGAGUUAUGACGCAUGGCGACUUACAUCCAGGCAAUAUCUUUAUCAAGGACGGGGGGGUUAGUGGGAUAAUAGAUUGGGGUGAAGCUGGGUACUCGCUUCCAGAGAGGGAGUCCUUUGCUGCUAAUCGGAUUGCUAUGGAUCCAGCCUGGGUUGAAAUGAUUCACGCCUGCAUUCCUUCUUUCCCGGAGGAAAACGAGCUGUGGGAUGAAGUCGACCGGUCCAUGAUGCGAUAUUCUCCUCUAUAG
Molecule: messenger RNA, 954 nt
Organism: Aspergillus ibericus CBS 121593
Lineage: Eukaryota; Fungi; Ascomycota; Eurotiomycetes; Eurotiales; Aspergillaceae
Product: aminoglycoside phosphotransferase family protein
Exons: 2
Coding region: 1-954 (317 amino acids)
Source: RefSeq, a predicted model, not a curated record